This is a messenger RNA of Verticillium dahliae VdLs.17, 1265 nucleotides long. RefSeq lists its product as uncharacterized. Lineage: Eukaryota; Fungi; Ascomycota; Sordariomycetes; Glomerellales; Plectosphaerellaceae. The record is from RefSeq and is a predicted model, not a curated record. Gene Ontology annotation, molecular function: ribonuclease MRP activity. Bases 95 to 805 code for a protein of 236 amino acids. The transcript is spliced from 3 exons. Gene Ontology annotation, biological process: intronic box C/D snoRNA processing; rRNA processing; nuclear-transcribed mRNA catabolic process, RNase MRP-dependent. Gene Ontology annotation, cellular component: cytosol; nucleolar ribonuclease P complex; ribonuclease MRP complex.
ACCGUAUUCAGGUGGUCAGGUAUCUCAAGGCCAUGAAAAGAAACCAACUCUUACACCGCGUUCGCAUCGAGGUCAAAAGCUUGAAGACAGCAUCAUGAAACCAACUACCGCUCCCCUCCGUAAAAAAGUCGUGCACUCGGUUGACACGUCCUUUUCCUCAGUCGAAUGGCCUUCAAUAUCCGAACAAGACCAAGACGCUAUACUGGAGCUAAUCAUCAGUCUCCUUGCGCCUCUUGGUCACCAUCGCAGAACUGCACAAGCAUCCAAGGGCAAGCGGGAUACGAAGCGCAAACGCGACUCCGCAUUGGCGACAUCAGAUUCCUUGUCAAAGCCUCCAGCCCCUGAAAUAGCAUCUUUUGUCGAUAUUGGCUUAUCUGCCAUCACGCGGAUUUUACAAGAACAUGUUUCUCAAAAUGUCGAUUCGGUUGACGCAACAAAGUCACCUUAUGCCCUGAUCUUCGUAGCUCGUUCAGGGCAAGCAUCGGCUUUCAACAGUCAUUAUCCGCAGCUCGUGGCCGUCGCCUCACAGUCCUCGUCAUCCAACCACUCGAUCAGGCUGGUCGGGUACUCAAAGCCAUGCGCGCCAGCUCUUAGUGCAAGUCUAGGAAUUCCUAGGGUUUCGUCUGUGGGAAUACGCCACGGAGCUCCUCUAUCCAAGCCUCUCAUCGACUUCGUCCAAGGCUGUGUUCCUCCUAUCACCAUCCCGUGGUUAAGCGAAGCCGAGAUUGGACAGUACCGUCACACACGUCUCAUAUCUGAAGAGAAACCGGUGCCCAGUAAGCAAGCAACAUCAACAGCACCAUAGGCGACAAGAAAAAUCAUCUGCGGCAGGUCUGUAGACUUGGUCAAUGCAUUAGGAUCAAUGAUUUUCAAUUUCCUUUUGACAAGCAACUACCUUGCCUUACUCCAGUAUAAAUAAUCAGAAUCUGAGCCCAAGACCGCCUCGAGAGACCGACUUACAAUCACGACCGUGUGUCACAUUCAUCUUGAACUCUCACGGCAUGAUUCCAAUCUUCUUCCAUCGUGCUUGAAGAGGUACAUGCGAGGCCAUUUACAAAGGCUCGGGAAUAGAGAAAGCACAGCUGUGCUGCAAAGCGAAGAGUUCUACUUUUAAUCGCAAAGCUCGGUGUACUCAUGUACCAAGUCCAUUGGUCCAUCUUUGAGGAAAGAUCGGUGCUUAAAAGAAAUGGCACAUGCAUUUGAUAUGCGCAAGCCAUACUUUUAAUUGUCUGUCAAAACUAUUCUGUGCAUGAGGCACUGGAACA